Ilex paraguariensis (yerba mate) is the source of this 2631-nucleotide messenger RNA. Lineage: Eukaryota; Viridiplantae; Streptophyta; Magnoliopsida; Aquifoliales; Aquifoliaceae. The record is from the annotation of a GenBank genome assembly.
GAUACGGUGAUUUGCUAUCGUUCUUUUAAAAAUCAAGGUUUACAUCUUUUUACACAAAUGAUUGAAUCCCUUUUUUUAGUGUAGGGAUCAUAGUUUUUUUUGUUUCAUCUUUCUUUCUUCUGUUGAUUUGUUAAUUGAUAGUUGGUCAUUGGGUUGGAUCCAAAAUUUCGUUAGGUUUUGUGAAUUAGUCCUUUAUUUGUAGCGAGAUUGGGAUUUCUGAAUUUGUGUUUACAUUAUUGUUAGUGGAAUCAAUUAGAGCAAAUUGGAAUGAUGGGAAUCAAGAGGUAUAAGAUUUGAGGCUGGUAUUUGAUGGGGAAUACAUGUGUAGGGCCAAAUUUGGGCAGCAAUGGGUUCUUACAGUCUGUUACGGCAGCAAUCUGGCGAAAGAACACUCUCCCUCCUCCUAAUGAAGAAGCCAGCAGUAAAAAGAACGCCAAUGUGGCCAAUUUGGAAGAUUCAGAAAAAUCAUCUUCUGGGGCCUCCAAAGGAUCUGAGCCUAAAGGGUCUGAUUCUAAAGGAUCUGAACCUCCAGUUGUGGUCCAAAGUACACCGCCUACACCAAUGAAAAUAAGCAAUGAGGAGGCUAAAGCAGUCGAACACACUAAGCCAGUUAAGCCUGAGGUGAAGGAGGGUGGAAGUAAGCCAGUGGAGGCUGCAAAGCCUAAUAAGCCUAAUCACAAUAAAAGUGUGUCGAGUGUGGGACUUAAAGUUGAAUCAGUCCUGCAGAGGAAAACUGAGAAUUUGAAGGAGAUUUACACAAUGGGGAGGAAACUAGGACAAGGGCAAUUUGGGACGACAUUUUUUUGUUUGGAGAAGGCCACAGGAAAGGAAUUUGCUUGCAAAUCCAUAGCUAAGAGGAAAUUGACUACUGAAGAGGAUGUGGAGGAUGUUAGGAGGGAGAUUCAGAUAAUGCACCACUUGGCAGGGCACCCGAAUGUGAUAUCCAUUGUAGGUGCUUAUGAGGAUGCUGUUGCAGUUCAUGUCACUAUGGAACUUUGUGCAGGUGGGGAGCUUUUUGAUAGGAUUAUACAGAGGGGCCAUUAUUCAGAGAAAAAAGCGGCUGAGCUUGCAAGAAUAAUAGUAGGUGUUGUGGAAGCAUGCCAUUCUUUAGGGGUUAUGCAUCGAGAUUUGAAGCCUGAGAAUUUUCUUUUUGUUAAUGAGGAGGAGGACUCACCACUUAAAACGAUUGACUUUGGUCUCUCAGUAUUCUUUAAGCCAGGUGAAACAUUCUCUGAUGUGGUUGGGAGCCCUUACUAUGUGGCCCCAGAAGUGCUGCGGAAGCAUUAUGGUCUAGAAUGUGAUGUUUGGAGUGCCGGGGUUAUCAUCUAUAUUUUGCUAAGUGGGGUCCCACCAUUUUGGGAUGAAACGGAGCACGGAAUAUUUGAACAAGUUUUAAAAGGUGAACUUGACUUUGCAUCUGAACCAUGGCCAAGUAUAUCUGAUAGUGCAAAAGAUCUGCUUAGAAGAAUGCUUGUAAGAGAUCCCAAAAAGCGGUUGACAGCCCAUGAAGUUCUUUGCCACCCCUGGGUCCAGGUUGGUGGUGAAGCUCCAGAUAAACCUCUUGAUUCUGCUGUUCUGUCUCGUUUGAAGCAAUUCUCUGCCAUGAACAAACUGAAGAAGAUAGCCAUCAGAGUCAUUGCAGACAGUAUGUCUGAAGAGGAAAUUGCUGGACUCAAAGAAAUGUUCAAGAUGAUUGAUGCAGAUGGUAGUGGACAAAUCACGCUUGAGGAACUGAAAAAGGGGUUGGAGAGAGUUGGUGCCAAUCUCAAGGAUUCAGAAAUCAAUGGUUUAAUGCAAGCGGCGGAUAUUGACAACAGUGGUACCAUAGACUAUAGUGAGUUUGUAGCCGCAAUGCUCCAUCUAAACAAAGUCCAAAGAGAGGAUCAUAUGUACGCAGCUUUCUCGUAUUUUGACAAAGAUGGGAGUGGUUGGAUCACUGCAGACGAGCUGCAACAGGCCUGUGAGCAGUUUGGUUUGGAAGACGUUCACAUAGAAGACAUUAUCCGUGAAGUUGAUCAGGAUAAUGAUGGGCGCAUCGAUUACAAUGAGUUUGUCGCUAUGAUGCAAGACACUGGUUUUGGCAAGAAGGGAUUGCAAAACAGUGGAGGCAUUGAGUUCAGAGAAGCCUUUAAGCUUGAUAAUACUUGAUCCUAGCACACAACGCUGGUUUCAAGAAGUGAUUGCAAAAACAGUGUAGGUAUUUAGUCCAGGGAUGCCUUUAAAGCUUGAUAAUACCAGAUCUUAGAGUGCGGAAAUGCAUAUAAUAGUUGUGUUUGCCGAAGAAAGAAGCUUUUGCAAAGAUUAUAUGCGGAGCGAUGCAUUAUCAGGAAUCACGCACGGACUGAUCAUUCGUCAGAAAACGCGAAGGAAACCUGUAGUAUUGGGAAACUUGGGAGUCCAUAAUUGUUGUAAAGAUCAGUUAGCCUUCAGAAAGGGCGACUGUGUUUUCACACCCUUUUAGGGUUUGAGUGUUAGUCAUUAGGCUCUUUUGUCCUCGAUAAAACUGUUCAUAUUUCUUCCAGUCUCUUUAGUUUACGUUUGUACUUCAGCUUUAGUUUCCUCCUUUUGUUGAACAUGUAUUCUGACAGUAGCUAUGUACAUGUUUGACAUACGAUUACCAUGACAUGCCCU